AUGGCUGGAACCCCGCCCGAUGGUCUUUCUCCAGCUGCUUUCGUUCUCAAAGAUGGUCAUAAGUCGUUAUUGUAUAAAACGUAUCGUUAUCGCCUUCGUACGCGUAAAAUUGAUGGCACUGAAACGUGGCGUUGUACUGAUCGUAAUUGUUGUGCAUCGAUAGCAGUCAACCCAACGACGUUAGCAGUUUUAGUGGAACGUGGGAACCAUGCACAUGAAGAAGCCAAGGUUGAGCAUCCACUAGUACGGGAGUUAAAGCGAAAAGUUGGAGAUGAUAUUUCACCAAUACCACAUCAGUGCGAAGGUGCCAUUCAUGGGAUGGUCAAACGACAAAAAAGUACAGCAGAUUGUGCUUUAGUUCCAAAAUACGAAUCAGUUCGGUCAAGUCUCUAUCGAGCGCGCUGGAGACAGUUACAAACAUAUCGACCCACUAAAGAAGAUUUUAUGAUUCCUGAUAAUCUUCAAAAAAACACUUGA
Molecule: messenger RNA, 477 nt
Organism: Didymodactylos carnosus
Lineage: Eukaryota; Metazoa; Rotifera; Eurotatoria; Philodinida; Philodinidae
Source: the annotation of a GenBank genome assembly